CAGAUUGCACAAUUGCAUGAUCAGUUCAUCUGAUCUAUUAGUCAAAGACACUAAGAAAAAAUCUUCAAACAACUCUUAAGUAACUGAUAAGUACAUUCACACCUUCUGACAUCGAUCGAAGAUCGAAAAAAAUAAUCUACUAACUGGUAAAAUACUGGGAUCAUUCAGUGUGGAAGAUAAUGURUCGCAGAAGAAUGAUACUCGGGAUUGCACGCACUUUCAUCUUCUAUUCCUUCAUUGCCAUCUUCUCAACCACAG
Molecule: messenger RNA, 258 nt
Organism: Actinia tenebrosa (Australian red waratah sea anemone)
Lineage: Eukaryota; Metazoa; Cnidaria; Anthozoa; Actiniaria; Actiniidae
Source: RefSeq, a predicted model, not a curated record